AUGGUUGUGGCGAGGAUCGCCCCUGAUUAUGAUGGUGGUGGUGAUGAUGAUGUACAGGUCAAGGCAUUUGUGAAACCCAACUUUGAACAUGCAAAAUGGGCACAAUCCGCUCACCUGCCUAGCUUUGAGGAGUACAUGGAGGUUGCUGAGGUGAAGAUCACACCGUAUGUAGUUUUGGCUGGUUGUUUUAUGUGUCUAGGAAAGAUGGCUACCAAGGAAGCUUACGAGUGGCUUAAAUCGAGACCAAGACUGAUCAAAUCUGUAUGUGUUAGAGGUCGUCUUAUGAAUGAUAUAACCGGUCUAAAGAAAUAUAGAGUUACCAAACAAGAUGCUUUAAGAGAGCUUCAUCAAAUGGUUACAGAUACUGAUAACAUAAUAAAUGAGGAGCUCUUGAUGACAAAUGGUGUGUCACGUUUGGUUCUCAAGACAAUAAUGGGUCUUGCACAAUCAAUCAGUGUCUUCUACAAUGGAUAUGAAGGAUUUACUUUUCCCAAAGGAAAAAUCAAGGAGUACAUGAAUUCUAUGUUUGUCGAUCAGAUUAGUCUUUAG
Messenger RNA from Eruca vesicaria subsp. sativa (arugula), 549 nucleotides. The record is from the annotation of a GenBank genome assembly. Lineage: Eukaryota; Viridiplantae; Streptophyta; Magnoliopsida; Brassicales; Brassicaceae.